AUGGCCGCCACUUAUGCAAUCAUUGGCAGCACAGGAAACUGUGGCUCUGCACUCAUUCGAAAUCUUCUUAAGUCUCCCAAAAAUAAAAUCCAUGCCUACUGCCGCAAUCAGAAAAAGCUGCAUGGCUUGAUACCCGAGGUCGUCGAUAACAAGAACGUUGAAGUUUUCGCGGGUAGCAUCUACGACGUUGAGCUCAUCACCAACUGCGUGCGAGGCACCAAGGCAGUAUUCCUUGUGGUAACCACGAAUGACAACGUGCCCGGCUGCCGCCUCAGUCAAGAUAGUGCUGCAUGUGUUAUUCAAGCAUUGGAGAGGAUUAAAGCGGAUGCCGGUCCAGGAGUCAAGUUACCAAAGUUGAUCCUGCUGAGCUCGGCGACUAUUGACGAUCAUCUUGCUCGUCAUAUGCCCGGAUGGUUCCGCCCAAUUAUGUUGGCGGCGGCUUCUCAUGUCUACGAAGACCUCAGGCUCACCGAGGUUUUCCUCCGCUCACACUCGGACUGGGUCUCCACCAUUUUCAUUAAACCUGCCGGCCUAUCAGUGGAUGUUUCACGUGGACAUAGAUUGACACUCGAUGAAGAAGAAAGCUUUAUCAGUUAUCUGGAUCUUUCAGCCGGCAUGAUUGAGGCAGCAGAGGACGAGGAAGGGAGGUACGACGGAAGAAAUCUUGGUGUCGUGAAUGCGCAGCGGGGUGUUGGAGCUAAAUUCCCGAAGGGAACUCCGAUGUGUAUAUUGAUGGGCUUGAUGAGGCAUUUCUUUCCAUGGUUGCACCCAUAUUUGCCUACGACGGGGCCUGCGUAG
This is a messenger RNA of Talaromyces marneffei, 798 nucleotides long. RefSeq lists its product as uncharacterized. The record is from RefSeq and is a predicted model, not a curated record. Bases 1 to 798 code for a protein of 265 amino acids. The transcript has a single exon. Lineage: Eukaryota; Fungi; Ascomycota; Eurotiomycetes; Eurotiales; Trichocomaceae.